Molecule: messenger RNA, 2260 nt
Organism: Cornus florida
Lineage: Eukaryota; Viridiplantae; Streptophyta; Magnoliopsida; Cornales; Cornaceae
Product: zinc finger CCCH domain-containing protein 12
Exons: 2
Coding region: 818-1933 (371 amino acids)
Molecular function (GO): metal ion binding; mRNA binding
Source: RefSeq, a predicted model, not a curated record
GAAAAAUAGAUGGACAGAACUACCUCACCCUUUUCCUCCAAGAAUCCAUUAAUUGCAGAAAAAUUGCACUGUUCUUUUAUAGAAAUGGGAAAUGGUAUCUCACUUCUUAUAGGGGUCUCUUUAUUACUCACUCUCUGACCCAAAUCUAUCUCUAAAAAUCAAAUCUUGUGUUGUUAUAUGUAAGUCCUCGAGCCUUCUUCAACUUUUCGAUUUGGAAAUUUCUUUUAUUUUUUAUUAAUCACUUGGUAGUUUUUAGUUUCUCGAGCCAAGUUUGGGACUUUGAGAUUACAGAUCUAAGCAUAAAUCCAAUUUCUUGACCAGAUAUUUUCAGAUACCUUUAUUUGAUCGGUUUGUACUUUGUAUCUGUUGUUGUUGUGGUUGUUUUUUUGUUGCUUGAAGAGUUUGACUCUGUGCUUCCAUUUUUCCUUGCAGAGUUUCGAAGUUCAAACUACUAAAUUAUAUAUUAGAUGUUCUAAUGGUCCACCCAUAUCUUAAAUUUUUGAAAAUUUGUAGUUUCAACUGUGAUCUAAGUUUGUGGGUUCUGUUUGUAUGAACUACUAAUUUCUUUAAUUUAUAAAUUAGGGUUUUGUUUUCUCUAUUUUAGUUUCUCCACCUCUUUGUUUCCCUUCUUCCUUCAAAAUCUGUAAACUUUGCUGGUGGGUUUUGUGGGUUUUCUUGGUAUGAGCUACUGCUAAUAUAAUUCAAUCAAAUUUAGGGUUUUGUCUUCAGAUUUUUUUUUUUUUUUUGGGGUUAAUUUAAGCUUCUUGUGUCUUCCUUUGUUUGAAAAUAAAAUAUUGUCUGGUGGGUGCUUGUCAUAAUGGAUUAUGGUCGAGAAGCCGGGUUUUCCAGUGGAAAUGUUGUUCAGGUGAUCACUGGGAACCAUGGAAAUGAUGUUGCUGAGAAUUGGAUGUCUGGGUCUAUGGACCAGGGGGUUUGGGCAACUGAGGAUGAUUAUGGGGUUUGGAAUAGAGAGACAUCUGUUGACACCACUUCGAAUUCGAAUUACGACGGAAGGCAAUCUCAAACUCGGUCAGGGAGUGAGCCGCCUAAUAAGAAAUCGAGAAACUCCCAAUCAGGCGAUUUUCCAUCUUCUAAUCGAUCAAAGGCAAUCGGAAAGAUGUUCUUUAAAACCAAACUAUGCUGUAAAUUCCGAGCUGGGACUUGCCCGUAUGUAACUAACUGCAAUUUUGCACAUAGUGUUGAAGAACUUCGAAGACCGCCACCAAAUUGGCAAGAAAUUGUGGCUGCUCACGAGGAAGAUCGGGGAGUGACAUCAGAGCCAAGGGAGGAAUUUCAGAUUCCAGCACUCAGCUCUGCUGGUUUUUCUGGGGAUAGUCAGAGGUCUUACAAAGGGCGACAUUGCAAGAAGUUUUAUACUGAGGAGGGCUGCCCUUAUGGAGAUAAUUGCACUUUUCUUCAUGAUGAGCAGUCAAAGGCUCGAGAAAGUGUCGCAAUAAGUUUGGGUCCUGGGACGGGUGGUGGAUAUGGGGGUGGAAGUGGGAGUGGGGGUGGGAGUGGGGGUGGUGGGAGUGGGGGCGGGGGUGGAUCGACCCUUAAGCCUUCAAAUUGGAAAACAAGGAUCUGUAAUAAGUGGGAGCUAACAGGGUAUUGCCCGUUUGGAAACAAGUGUCACUUUGCUCAUGGGGUUGGAGAACUGCACCGUUAUGGUGGAGGGCUUAUGGAGACUGAAGCUAAAGAUUCUUCUUCUGCUCCUCCAGACACGAAGCAGGGGGUAGCGCCAUCGAAAACUCCAGCUGAUAUUGUAGUUGCGUCUGUCACUUCAGUUCCUCAUUCCGAUGGUUAUCAUAUUGGAGUUCCAUCACAGAGGUUGUCCAACGUAAUCCAGAGGACAGGACAGAGACCCCAUCAAAAGUGGAAGGGUCCAGACAAAAUUAGUAGAAUAUAUGGUGACUGGAUUGAUGACAUUGAGUAGGAUCUGCAAUCUCUUGCCUGUAUGUUGAAAAAGAUUAGCUAGGACUUAACUAUCUUCCUGUGAAAGAGUUUUGACCGCAAGUCGGCAAACAGAAUGGUUUGACUUUUUGGGAGAUUGUGCAAAUCUAGCUUCAUCUUUUCAAUCAAGAGUAGUUUUUGUUCUUCUUUUCUUUGGAAGUUUUGGACGAUGCUAGCUUUGUAGAGUCUCUAGAACAAGUACGAAUUUUCAAGCUCCUCAUUUUCAGGUUUGGAAAUUUUUGUAGCUUCAGUUACUUCUGUGAUAUUUUUCUUAUCAAUUUUAUAAAUUAGAUUACCUUUUUUAAUCAAA